AUGGAGGGCAGCGCCCCUAGCCGGUUUAUCCUGGCCGACAUCAAUCAGAGCGCAGCAGGUUGGGACGAUUUCUGCAAUGCUGAGGACACCGAGGCUCUCUAUGAAUGGCUAAAGACCGUCAACGACCAACAGCCAGUUCCUAGGUUCGUCGACAUCGUGACCAACCUCAACAUCUUCGCGGACGCUUCUCAGUUGGCCUUCUGCGUCGACAUCCGUGGGUCUUGUCUGCCCUACACCAGGCUCUGUGGUCGCUACGGUCUCUUUCCGCCUGCUCAGCGGACUAACCACACCAUAGUCCAGAAGGAACUCUGCUCCUUGCACCUCGCCGUGCAGCUCUUGGCCGAGAUCGACGUCGUAUUCCGCGAACAUGGCCCCCGUCCCUUGUCCUACACUGUCUAUACCGACUCCGAGAUCAACCUACACCGACUACGCCAAGACCCUGCCAGGGACGACAAGCUCGGUCGGUAUGAACGGCGACGGCUACGACUCAUUAGGUCUCAGUCUGCGUUAUUAGCCGCCUCCGGGGUCUCUGUUGUUAUCCGCCACGUCGGUGGUGAUUGUAACCCCAGUGAUGUCUGUACCAGGCGGCCUCCACGAGGCACGGUACUCCGUCCAACUGAUCCUGACAUCAUCCACAAGGGCGUACUCCUGAGUUCAGAUACCUUUGUGUUCAAGGCGGCGCCCCAGGAGAAGUGUGAUACCCCACUUGAAGUUAAUUUGGUCGAUUCCAUUGACUUCGGCGUCUCGCUUGACACUCUUCGUCAAGCACAAGAGGCUUGUGGGCGAGUUUGUGCUAUACGGCAGCGUAUUUCCGACGGUGAAGACAAGUAUCACAAGGUCAACGACGAUGGCCUAGUCGUGAGAGUCACGGCCCUCGAAAUUCCAGACGACGCCGACACCCACACCGAUGUCCUGCCCCAGAUCCUCGUGCCCGACGCUGCCCUGCAAGUACCGUUGGCCAAAGCUGCCCAUGAGUUCUCGCACCGCGGUCGUCGUGGUACCUUGAAGCUCUUGCGCAAGACGUACUUUUGGCGUAAGAUGCGCACGACUGUGAAGCAUGUCUGCGACGAUUGCCGUCCUUGCCAGCUCAGCAAGUUCGAUCGCAUUGCCAAAUGCUCUCUAGGCUCCACUAUGCCAUGGAUUGGAGGCCUAGGUCCUGGCAGAGUCUGCUCGAUCGAUUUCACUGGACCGUAUGGAUGUCGGGAUCGAGAUGGCCAUCUAUCUCAGGACAGACACAACUUUGGCAUCACCGUGACGGAUCUGAUGACUGGUUACACUAGAGGCGCGACGACCCCCACCAAAUGCUCAGCCGAUGCUACCCAUGCGCUUCAGAUCAUGUUCGACAGCUCUGAUUGGGUAUCGGUAUUGAUCGCCUCUGACCAGACGUUCCGAUCGGCCGACUUUCGCUACUGGUGUCAAGUCCACAAGAUAUCGUUAGUACUACUCCCAUCUUAUAGUCCGAGUCUGAUGGGACACGCUGAGCGUACUCACAAAGACAUCCACAACUACAUGCGUACUGUUGCUCAGCAGUCUGGUGGCCUUGAAGACUGGACGACGACAUUCCAUCGGGCGAUUCGGGUGGUGAACACUUGUCCUUACGCUGACUCUGAUAAUGAUGGCGGUCUGUCUCCUCAUGACAUGCAUUACAUCAGCAAGGCUCGUAUUCCCGAAAUCGAACCUGUCGAUUUAAGGCUCGGUGACAAACUAUACCCCGGUCUAGACUCGUCCCCGCCUAUUGUCCCCACCGAUGUGUACGAGGAUGUGAACGCCAUCAGGAAGCAACGAUGGGCUCAGUUCAAGGUUGGUUGGCUGGAUCGUCGAGAGAAGACCCGUUUGGAAACCCUACGUCGCCCCGCACUCCCCUCUUUAAGCCCCGGUGAUCAUGUCUAUAUAUGGCAGCCCAUGACUAGAAAGUUAUUGUGGAGAUGGCGUGGGCCCUACAUAGUCCGAGGUAUCGACCACUCUAUUGUCACGAUCACCGGGCGUAGGGGAAUGGAGGAGAGAGUUCACCUCGGCAAUUGUCGGAAGGUAGAAGCCGGGGAGGUUGAGGAAGGUGUAACCGAGUCUCCCGUGGACGACGAUUUGCUCGACGAAGUCGAUGUUCCCGACCAGCUCUCCGGUGCCGAGGAUGAGCCCGACAUCUCGGCCGAAAGCUGGCCCUUUGGGGAUGUCCCCAACCCCGUGAUUUCCCCUAUGCCAGCUGAGCCAGGCCCUACCCUCACUGCCUCACCGAGCCCUGAUCCUGCCCUCGAUGCGAAGUGUCGCCAAGUUCGCAGUCGCAUUGGUCUCGACGUUGCGGUCGUGGAAUAUGAUGAUGAUGGUGGCUACAAACUCGAGUUUGGAAGGUUCGAGUUCAUGAUUUAA
Molecule: messenger RNA, 2364 nt
Organism: Perkinsus marinus ATCC 50983
Lineage: Eukaryota; Perkinsozoa; Perkinsida; Perkinsidae
Exons: 2
Coding region: 1-2364 (787 amino acids)
Biological process (GO): DNA integration
Molecular function (GO): nucleic acid binding
Source: RefSeq, a predicted model, not a curated record